Messenger RNA from Penicillium subrubescens, 2436 nucleotides. RefSeq lists its product as uncharacterized. The coding region runs from base 1 to 2436 and encodes 811 amino acids. The transcript is spliced from 5 exons. Lineage: Eukaryota; Fungi; Ascomycota; Eurotiomycetes; Eurotiales; Aspergillaceae. The record is from RefSeq and is a predicted model, not a curated record.
AUGGACUUUUGGUCUCGUCUCAUCGGCGGUUCACGCGCGCCGUCCAAGCCCUCGCGGGCCACAUCCCCAACUGAACGACUGACGGCCUUCAAACGCUCCUGCAAUGCCCUCCAGCAAAUAUGGCGCUCCACCAAUACCCCCUCCGCCGAGCAGUCGACUGCCCACGCGCACACCUACAUCGAACGACUCAACUCCAUCCUCAGCGAUGAGUCCCGAGGUCCAGCGCCGCACCCCUGUGUCGCCUACGCGGCAUCCUCUCAGAUCUUCGUGACGGUCACUAAGCUCGCUCUAUCAUAUUACGACGAUAACGUGCUGCGAUCAGCGACGGUGUUCUUCAACACGCUCAUCGAUGCCGAGGUCGACGGUGUAGUGGAUAACAGGCUCUUUGCUCGCGCGCUGGUUGAUCUAGUUCGUCGUGCGGACAAGGCCUCUGGCGAAAUUGAAGGUCGGUUGGUGGAAUUGCUGUUUGGUAUCGCCAACAAUAUUCGUCUACAGCCUGCUAUCCUGCCGGCGUGGUUCGUGCCUCGGGCGACGCCUACGGGUCAGGACAAUGGAUCACUAGCGCCAAGUGGGACGGAGUUUGCCGGUGCGACACGCAAGGACGAGUUUCCGUUGUUCUAUCUACUGGUGGAAUAUGUCCAUAAUGACGGGCGGGCGGGUGACUUUGCUCGGACGGGUUUGCUGUAUCUGAUUGAAACCGCGUCGCGCUCGAAGAAUUUGGAGAAGUGGUUGAUUGAGAGUGACUUGGCUACAUUGAUGGCGACAGGUCUGGGUGCAUUGUAUAGCCAGUUGGGCGGUUUGACAUUCACGCCCACCGAUGAGACUGUCCCUCGUAUCGUUGCACUCUCCGACCAUGCCAAAGAAGAGACGGCAUUGCAUCCUGCGUUGAGCGAGGCAAUGGAUGCUUUCAUGUCCUAUCUACUCUUCUGGCAAGAUACCAUUGAUCAUUGCAAGUCCGCGGAAGUAAACGACACGCUCUUGGAUCAUUUCCAGGUGCUUUUCCUCGAGCAACUUUUAUACCCUUCGUUGUUGGAAUCCUCGGAUGUAGCUGGCGGUUCCACUGCGGCUGUCUUGACUUACCUCUGCCGGAUCCUGGACUCAAUUGAUCAAGGGGAACUAGUUCACCGAAUCUUACAUUUCUUGCUAGCCUCUUCUCCACCACCAGAGGAACCAAUGUCCAUGUCUGUCAUGUCUGCCAGUCGUCGGAAAUCGCUCGACGUUCUGGCUGCGCUGGCAUCAGAGGCAGCCCAGCCAUCCCCUUCACUUUUCAACUUACGUGACCUGGCUCUACUUGGACUUCAUUCUUCAAAUCGACAGACUGUGCUGGCCACACUGCGGCUGUUGAAUGUCGUCUUGCAGCGUCAUCACCCAUUUGCGCGUGCUCUUGUCCACACUGUCCCGAGUCAACCGGCACGACAGCGAUCUGUUGGUGCGUUCAACGCAGAACUUGAACAUCUUCUGGGUCUAGGCACGUCACUCAUCGUUGAGCCCACCUUAAACGAAUCUUUCGAGAAUUACGUUGCGGACGCGGUCUGGGUACUUGAGUCUCGACUGUGCCUCCCUGUAUCCAUGGACGCGACCGAAGAUGAAAUUCCUCUUCCGCUACAGCUUCAGCAGGACGAUCCUAUCAUCCAGGCUCUUCUUGUGUGUGUCGAGAAUUUCUUCACCAACAGUGUGAUCGUCAACCUUGCCCUAACCGGCGUUCUCAUGAGUCUGGCCUCUUCGCAUCUGUUUUCACUGGAUGGUUGGAUCUUGGUCGACCCGGUCCAGUAUAACCAAGAACAGUCUUCUGACGACACCGAUAAUAUCCACCGUUCUUAUCAAACGCCCACCUGGCCUGCCAGUGCAAACCCGACAUUGACAUCGGCUCUCGAAAAGCUGGUAACCCAGGUCCGUCAAUGGCAGCGGGAACUGCCAGACUUUGAUGUCCUAGUCGCAGCCCGACGAGAAGUCCUGCACCAAGAAGACCGCCCACAAUCGCCUGAUCGCUCACGAGAGCCAUCGGAGCCUCCAGUCGCAGCCUCCGGGGAUCGAUCUCGUCCGUCGUACCCCGGAUCCCCCGAUCCCUCUGCUCCAGUAUCGCGGGGCCGAUCGCCGCAGUCCAUUAGCUCCCCACCGAUGGCUCCAAGCUUGAUGAGAGGUGAAUCCUCCGUCCGGCCAUUAGAAUCCCGAGGCUCAUCCACCUCUCGCAUCGCCGCGAUGGAGGCCCUUCGCCAGAGACUGGCUACACCUAUCCCUACGACAAGUGCGGAGCCACAGACCGCCGAGUCAACGGACGAGGCCACUACGACAGAGGAUGCCGAGGCCGAAGCUCCCCCGGUAGCUACGCUGGGCCAUGUUCUGACGAACGUGGUAAUUCUGUACGAGUUCCUACUGGAACUCUCGGCUGUGGUGCAAGCAAGAGGAAGUCUCUUUGAAGAAUCGGGAUAUUUGUAA